AUGCCACGUCCGUCCCGCAGACAGCGGAGUACGGCAGACGACGCGCGGCGGACGACGCGAUCACAGCGUGCGCGCUCCCCUGUAUCUUCGGACAAUGAAUCAGAUACGUAUAGCGAUGAGAAGCCUGUCACCCGGCGCCGUGGACGGCGUGUGUCAACGCCGCGCUACGAAAGCACGCCCGUAGAGGACGAGGACGAAGAAGAGGAAAAGCCAGCACGGCGCCGUGGACGCCGUGUCGCGACGCCACGCGAAGAAGGCACGCCGAUGGAUGAAGACGAGGAUAACGAGGACGUGCAGCAGGACUACCAUGUGGAGAAUGAUGCAUUUGUGCUCGACGAAGACGAGGCGGGCGAGAAGAAAAUCGACCCUGAUGGCUACUUGCUCGGCGGCCGCUCCUUCCAUAUUCCCACGAUGCUGCUGCCCGAGCGUAGUGAUCGGCGCCUUUACAUGCUGUCCAUCGACGUAGCUCGCGGCCUUGGAUACCGCGACUCGGGCUACUUUUUCCGCAAAAACCCCCUCAUCCACAAGGUGCUGCUGACGAUGGAGGAAAAAGACCAGCUCAUUGCUGAGGGUCGCAUCAGCUCGGGACUUCGCUCACGCAACGUCACAGCUGUCACGGCGCGCGCCGUGUUCCAGGUCAUCGGUGCACGCUCGAUUGCUCGCGGCCGGAACGUCACCGACGACUACUACGAGGCGCAGGCUCGCGCCGAGGGCAAGAAGGAAGGCACGCUUGCGAUGCAGCCAUCCACGCAAGACUUGAUGUCGCGCCGUGGCGAUCGGCGCCGUGAUUAUGAUCGCGAGCGGCGCCACGGCUCGGAUGCCGCCACAUACACGACCGUCGAUCCACACGGCCAUGUUGUCACCACUACAUUCGGCGAUGCGGGUCAUGCGCCCUUUGAUCGAACAAGCCACUUGACGCAGCGGCGCAACAUGCUCAUGCGGGCUGACAUGUCGGAAGAGAACUGGAUGGCCAUGUACGCCCAGAGUGUGCGUGCUGCGAACGCCGAGCUGCUGGCCGCUCGUCGUGACCGUCUCGUGGCCUUGCCCUCGUCACACAAGCCGAGCGCGCUGGACGAGCAUGUGCUUUGUGAUACGCGGCCGCCUUGGGAGCGAGAGGCGGCGCCCACGACCGACGCGAUGCGUCGUCAUGCGCGUCGGGAGCGUGCGCCGCCUCUCGGCCUGUACGAUCCCCACACACACACGGCGCAUGUGCCCUUCCAUACACAGCCGACGGCUGCCUGGUUCGCCAAGGUCGACGAUGAGCCCCGUAUUCCCGUGCCUUCCGCUCGCCUGGCCCACAUCUAUACGACAGAAACGUGCAUUAUGAUGGGAUCUUAG
Messenger RNA from Malassezia restricta, 1338 nucleotides. RefSeq names its product chromatin structure-remodeling complex protein RSC7. The transcript has a single exon. Bases 1 to 1338 code for a protein of 445 amino acids. The record is from RefSeq and is a predicted model, not a curated record. Lineage: Eukaryota; Fungi; Basidiomycota; Malasseziomycetes; Malasseziales; Malasseziaceae.